Kuraishia capsulata CBS 1993 is the source of this 1605-nucleotide messenger RNA. RefSeq lists its product as uncharacterized. The record is from RefSeq and is a predicted model, not a curated record. Gene Ontology annotation, molecular function: alpha-1,2-mannosyltransferase activity. NCBI's taxonomy places the organism in Eukaryota, Fungi, Ascomycota, Pichiomycetes, Pichiales, Pichiaceae. Gene Ontology annotation, biological process: GPI anchor biosynthetic process. The transcript has a single exon. The coding region runs from base 1 to 1605 and encodes 534 amino acids. Gene Ontology annotation, cellular component: endoplasmic reticulum membrane.
AUGGCGAAACAGAGCAUUUUGACCAUAUUUCUGGUGGUGUUCACAAUUAGGUUACUAAACGCUCUUACAAUUCGCACUUUCUUCCAAGCUGAUGAGUACUGGCAGGCACUAGAACCAGCCCAUUACGCGGUCUUCAACACUGGUUAUCUGACCUGGGAGUGGAAGCAAAAGAUACGAUCUUUUCUACACCCCUUAAUAUUUGCAGUUGCUUAUAAAGUGUGCGAAUUGUUUAAUCUUGAGUAUGCUUGGGUAUUAGCUUUGCCAAAGGUGUUCAGCGCUUUUAUGGUGACUAUUGGUGAAGUGGGCAUAUACACCUGGGUGGAUACAUGGACAGGAAACACGCGACUGGCCCAAUUGACCCUGGCGGCCAGUUUGGUCUCGGCAUUCAAUUGGUUUGCUAUAACCAGAACAUUCUCGAAUACUUUUGAACUGGUGCUAACUGCAUGGGCCUUGAACUUCUGGCCUAUUGGUUCCACGAUAUCGUCUUCUAGUGGACUCAACUUCAAGAGGUUUGCAUUUAGUCUGGGCUUGGCUUGUUUCUCGUGUCUAGUGAGACCUACAAACGGGGUGAUUUGGUUGGUGUUGGGUGGUCGACUUUUCUGGGUGCAAAAAUCGAAAGUUUCGAUACUUUUGUUGGUGACACUGGUCACCACCGCCUGCAUCAUUAUCAAUGCUAGUGUAGACCACUGGUUUUAUGGCGAGUUGGUCUUUCCACUUCUGAAGUUUCUGGAAUUCAAUGUGGUACAAGGUUUGAGUGCGUUUUAUGGGAUUAACUCAUGGAGUUUCUACGUCGUACAAGGAGUGCCUAUUCUGUUGCUCACUUUACUUCCAUUCACUUUCCAUGGAGUCUACAUCUUAUUUGGUGGCCUAAUAACAGACCUGACUCUGAGGAAAAAGACGCACAUUUUGGUGGAAGUUGUAUGUCUGUAUCUACUGGUUUUCUCCCUGAUUCAGCACAAAGAGUUUAGAUUUGUAUAUCCUCUGAAGCCUAUCUUUCUGUUGCUCACUGCCAUCAGCGUGACGAGGCUUUCUAAGACCUGGAAUCCUCAGAUACUCAAAACGGUGACCGUUGCUAUAGUUGGUUUGAACAUCUUUUUGGGUUACUACUUCACCAUUAUCCACGAAAGCGGAGUUAUUGAGGUGAUCAAUGUGCUUAGAACAGCUGUUUUGAACGAGGGUUCGAACUAUGCCGUAAAGCCAUCCAUUGGAUUUCUGACUCCGUGCCAUUCGACUCCAUUUCAAAGUCAUUUUCACCUGGAUCCAGACACUGCUCAUAUAUGGUUCUUGACAUGCGAACCGCCAUUGGUCGAACAACACGAACCAGGAUUUGUGCUUGAGGAGUAUCAAGACGAGAGCGACGAGUUCUAUGCCGAUCCAACCGGAUUCUUAGAUUCCAAUUUUCGAGACAUUAGCACCGGAUUGGCUCCAGAAGGAAAAUACCCACACGAUUGGCCGAAGUAUCUUGUUUUCUUUGAAGCUUUGGAAUCCACUAUGAAUGGGUAUUUGGGAAGUGAGCAUUAUGUUCCGUAUGCUCGUCUGUUCAACAGUCGCUUCCAUUGGGAUGAGCGGAGAGCAGGCGAUGUGAUUGUAUAUAAAAGAGUAUAG